AUGCCUGGGCCGUGUGGGCUGGGCCUGCUGCUGGCGCUGAUGCUGCUGCCCGUGGUCAGCGCCUCCAGGCCGGGCACCGUGUUCAGACUCAACAAGGAAGUGCUGAGCUAUGCGGCUGAAGCCGGGAAAGCCCCGCUCCAGAGGGCCCUGCAGGUCACAGUGCCGCUUUUCCUGGACCGGAGUGGAGGGGUCUUCCAGCCCACCAGGAUUCAGAUUCUGAACGUCGAUGUGUCCCACCUCCAGCUGACAUUUGUUGCCAAUUUCGGAAUACGCUUGUUGGCAGCCACCAAUUUUACUUUCAAGAUCUUCCGUGACCCGGAGCCCCUGCACCUGCUGCUCCCCAUAGCGCUGCUGGCUGACACCUCUGUGGAACAGGGCUCCAUCGGGACCCCCGUGGUCAGCAUCUCCAGCUGCUUUUCCAUCUUCGACAAAGCUAUCGUGUUUGAUGGCCGCAACAGCACAGCUCCCGCGAUGCUGGCCCCGCUGCAGAGUCACAUCACAGCUGUGCUGAAGAGCAAGCUGUGCCUGAGAAUCUCCAACCUGGUGCAAGGCCUCAAUGUCCACCUGGGCACUUUAAUUGGCCUCAGCCCUGUGGGUCCAGAGUCCCAGGUCCGCUACUCCAUGAUUGACACUCCUACCAUCACCAACGACUACAUUUCCUUGGAUAUCAACGCUGUUCUCUUCCUGCUGGGCAGACCCAUCGUCCUGCCUGUGGAUAUUACGCCCUUCAUGCUGCCACAGCACAUGGGCACCAAGGGUGCCAUGGCAACCGUGGGCCUCUCCCAGGACCUGUUUGACUCUGUCAUCAUGCUGCUGCAGAAGGCUGGUGCGCUCAACCUGGACGUCACAGCGCAGCUGAAUUCGAGUAACAACCCGCUGAACACCUCUGUGCUGGGCCAGUUCAUUCCUGAGGUGGCCCGUCAAUUCCCCGAGCCCAUGCCCCUGGUGCUCAAGGUGAGGCUGGGUGCCACGCCCACAGUCACGUUCCACACCGACAACGCCACCCUGCGGCUGCAGCCCUUGGUGGAAGUCCUGGUCCCGGCCUCCAACUCGGCUUUCCAGUACCUCUUCUCCCUCAAUGUGGUGAUGAACCUGAGCCUCCAGCUUUCUGUGUCCAAGGUGAGGCUUCGGGGGACCACAUCUGUGCUGGGGGAUGUCCAGCUCACUGUGGCCUCCUCCAAUCUGGGCUUCAUUGAUACCAACCAUGUCCAGACACUCAUGGGCGAAGUGUUUGAGAAGCCCUUGCUGGACCACCUCAAUGCUCUCUUGGGCAUGGGGAUUGCCCUCCCCCAUGUGGUCAAUCUCCAGUACGUCAACCCUGAGAUUUUUAUCCAGGAGGGCUAUGUCGUGGUGUCCAGUGGACUGUUGUACCAGCGCUGAUGUGGGACCACUGGGAGAGCUGCUCCGGGGACCCUUUGGCCUCAAGCCACUCGAGAAACUGAGUCAAAGCCACACUUUCAUCACCACACUUAGUCAUCACCAGCAAGUUGGUUGGCCCAGCCAGGCUGCUUCAUCCCAUGCUGACCCUUCCCUCCAAACCCCCUUCCUUCCUUCAUCCCGUCCUUGUGGGGAGCAGAUAGCUCCUCCAGGCUGUAUAGAUCUUGC
Messenger RNA from Bubalus bubalis (water buffalo), 1605 nucleotides. It is a transcript of the gene BPIFB2, whose product is annotated as BPI fold containing family B member 2. Lineage: Eukaryota; Metazoa; Chordata; Mammalia; Artiodactyla; Bovidae. The record is from RefSeq and is a predicted model, not a curated record. Gene Ontology annotation, molecular function: lipid binding. Bases 1 to 1380 code for a protein of 459 amino acids. The transcript has 15 exons.